This is a messenger RNA of Necator americanus (New World hookworm), 1608 nucleotides long. RefSeq lists its product as uncharacterized. The transcript is spliced from 14 exons. The coding region runs from base 1 to 1608 and encodes 535 amino acids. Gene Ontology annotation, cellular component: endoplasmic reticulum. Lineage: Eukaryota; Metazoa; Nematoda; Chromadorea; Rhabditida; Ancylostomatidae. Gene Ontology annotation, biological process: lipid biosynthetic process. The record is from RefSeq and is a predicted model, not a curated record. Gene Ontology annotation, molecular function: iron ion binding; glyceryl-ether monooxygenase activity.
AUGAAUGACAGUGUGUCAGAAGUCAGCAACAAUUUAACGACUCUCGCAACUCCAUUAAUUGAUAGAAUUUUCUCGAACACUUCACUUGGCCAUCGACUACUUGAAAGGCUAACUCUUGUUAACCUCCGGCACACUCUGUACUUGAUCACUCCCUACGAGACAGCUGUGCCGACUCUUGAACAAGUGCCAAACUACAAUGUCGAGGUGUCUGCAUGGUGGCUAACAUUCGUGGUCAUCGAGUUCCUUAUUCUUCAAAUCUCUGGUCAUAGUGAUCGAUUCGCACUUAACGAUUCGAUCACCUCAAUAUGUGCUGGUAUGUUGAGUCAGUGCUUCAAGUUUGGUGGAAGAACUGUAGCGAUUUUCCUAUACGUUUUUAUUUGGAACAAUUUUCGACUAAUUGAACUUCCAUGGGAUUCUCCAUGGACAUGGCUUCUUUGUUUGGUAUUUCAGGAUCUCAUGUACUAUUUUGGACAUCGAGCAGUUCACGAAGCAGGUUUCUUCUGGGGUUUGCAUACUAUCCACCAUAGCUCCGAAUAUUAUAAUUUUUCCACUGCACUUCGUCAAGCAGCUAUUCAAGACGCUGGACUAGCUAUUUACGAUGUUUUACAGGCCUUCUUUAUUCCACCACCGAUAUUCCUGGUACAUCGUUAUUUCAGCGAAAUUCUUCAAUUCGUCAUGCAUACCAGUUUGGUCGGCGACCUUGGUCCUCUAGGGAUCGUGUUCAACACACCGUCACAUCAUCGAGUCCACCAUGGUCGGAACCCGUAUUGUAUCGAUAAGAACUAUGGCGGAGUAUUUAUCAUUUGGGAUAAGAUGUUUGGAACAUUUGAAGCUGAACGUAAAGAUGAUCCACCAAUCUAUGGACUUGUUCACAACGAAAAUACAUUCAACCAGUUUUAUUUACAGGCACACGUACUAUGGGAUAUGAUAUAUUUCAAAGGACAAAUGAAGGACGAAAAAGGAGAACCGCUAUUUCCUGGAUUGGUCAACAAGAUAAAAGCCGCCCUUUACCCACCUGGAUGGUUCCCGGGUGUUCCAGUACGACCAUUCUUCCACUGGUUUAGCCUUGUUGACACCGCUUACGGAGUACCAGAGCCAGAAAAACCAGUGGUCAAAUACAAUCCACCUUUAAAGCUUUGGUUGAAAUUAUAUUUACUCUUUCAUUUCACGCUGUUAUUAGCGAUUUUUCUGCAUUUCGAGUACGAUCGUCUACAAUUGGACUAUGUAGAUUUCACAUUGAAAAUCGCCUUCUUCCUCGUAACAAUGCAGACUUUUAGCGCUUUCUUUGAUAGAAGGUGGUACGCACCAUCACUGGAAAUCUCACGAUGUGCUGGAGUUGUAACGUUUUACGGUUUUUUGAUGACGGACAGAGCUGGAAUAGCACCUCAUCGAAUAUUUAUGACUACUCUGCAUAGUGUUUCAGCAUUGUUGUGGAUUGGAUACUGUAUUCAAGAGAGAAUAAGUGCUUCUCGACGAGUUCAUGAGAAGAAGAGCGAGAAGAAGAAAGUAGCCAUAUCGAUAAUAUCGAAGUCCGAAUCACUAAAGCCUACCGCCCCACCACUGCCUGCUCAGUCAACCGCUCAAGCCGUUAUCAACUCUGCUUUAUAA